Molecule: messenger RNA, 2180 nt
Organism: Musa acuminata AAA Group (dessert banana)
Lineage: Eukaryota; Viridiplantae; Streptophyta; Magnoliopsida; Zingiberales; Musaceae
Product: protein NRT1/ PTR FAMILY 6.3
Exons: 4
Coding region: 85-1872 (595 amino acids)
Biological process (GO): oligopeptide transport; response to nitrate; transmembrane transport
Cellular component (GO): membrane
Molecular function (GO): nitrate transmembrane transporter activity
Source: RefSeq, a predicted model, not a curated record
CCUUCCAUUCCCAUCCGCCACUUGCAGCCUUACCGCACCUUCUUCCUGUUGCCAGCAUUUGGUACAAGCCUUAGAGGUGGGGAAAUGGCCAGCUUACCUGAGACUGCCGGAGAGGGGAAGACCCUCCCCGACGCGUGGGACUUCAAGGGCCGCCCCGCCGUCAAGUCCCGAACCGGCGGCUGGUCUUGCGCUGCCACCAUAUUAGGGGUGGAGCUGUGCGAGAGAUUGACGACGCUGGGCAUUGCGGUGAACCUGGUGACGUACCUGACCGGUACCAUGCACCUCGGCAGCGCCGCAUCUGCCAACAUCGUCACCAACUUCUUGGGCACCUCCUUCAUGCUCUGCCUCCUCGGUGGCUUCAUCGCCGACACCUACCUCGGCCGGUACCUCACCAUUGCCAUCUUCACCGCUGUCCAAGCCUCUGGGGUGACCAUCUUAACCAUAUCGACGGCGGCGCCGGGGUUGAGGCCGCCGGCUUGCGACGGCUCCUACUCCGGUGGUUGUGUGCGGGCGAGCGGUCUGCAGCUGGGGGUGCUCUACCUGGGACUCUACCUGACGGCCCUUGGGACGGGCGGGCUCAAGUCCAGCGUCUCUGGGUUCGGCUCCGACCAGUUCGACGAGACCGACGGAGCCGAGAAGAAGCAGAUGACCAAGUUCUUCAGCUGGUUCUUCUUCUUCAUAAGUCUCGGCUCGCUGAUGGCGGUGACGGUGCUGGUCUACAUCCAGGACAACCUCGGGCGCCCGUGGGGCUACGGCAUCUGCGCCGUGGCCAUCGUGUUCGGCCUGGUCGUGUUAUUGUCGGGCACCAGAAGGUACCGUUUCAAGAGGCUGGUGGGGAGCCCUCUGACCCAGGUCGCCGUCGUCGUUGCCAGCUCGUGGCGGAAGAGGCGCCUCGCCUUGCCGGCGGACCCGUCCAUGCUCUAUGACCUCGACUCCAACGUAGGCGGGGCAGAGAACAACAAGAAGAAGCAGAAGUUGCUUCACAGCAAGCAGUUCCGUUUCUUGGACCGGGCGGCCAUUGUGGAAGACGACGCUACCACGGAACAGAGCAAGCGGCGGCUGUCCACCUUGACGGACGUGGAGGAGGUGAAGCAAGUGAUCCGGAUGCUCCCCACCUGGGCCACCACCAUCAUGUUCUGGACCGUCUACGCCCAGAUGACCACCUUCUCCGUGUCACAGGCCACCACCAUGGACCGCCGCAUCGGCCCUUCCUUCGAGAUCCCCGCCGGCUCCCUUACCGUCUUCUUCGUCGGUUCCAUCCUCCUCACCGUCCCCGUCUACGACCGUCUCGUCGUCCCCGCCGCCCGCCGCGUCACCGGGAACCCACACGGCCUCACUCCCCUGCAGCGCAUCGCCGUCGGUCUCGCACUCUCCAUCCUCGCCAUGUGCGCCGCCGCGCUCACCGAGCGCAAGCGCCUCGCCGCCGCCUGGACUGACCCGACCGACACCGCCGGCGUCGUGCCCCUCAGCGUCUUCUGGCUCAUCCCCCAGUUCUUUCUGGUGGGGGCGGGCGAGGCGUUCACCUACAUCGGUCAGCUGGACUUCUUCCUGAGGGAGUGCCCCAAGGGCAUGAAGACCAUGAGCACCGGGCUGUUCCUCAGCACGCUCUCGCUCGGCUUCUUCGUGAGCUCGGCACUGGUCACCAUCGUCCACAAGGUGACCGGAGAGAGCGGCAAGGGGGCGUGGCUGCCAGACGACCUCAACAAAGGGAAGCUCUACGACUUCUACUGGCUCCUGGCGGUCCUGAGCACGUUGAACCUGGUAGUAUUCGUGGUGGCGGCGGCAAGGGGUUACGUCUACAAGGAGAAAAGGACGGCCGACGACAGCGUCGACGGGAUGGAGCUGGAGGAGGAGGGCUGCUGCCAUGCAUGAGCUUGCAGAUCUCGAUCCUUUUUCUUUGUUUCAAGUAGAAGUCACCGUAGGAUCACAUUACCUCCAUAACUACGAGUCGCUUUUGGUGUAUCAGAAGGUCCACUGUGCAAAAUGGACGUCCUUGCGAGAAUGUCACAGUGAAUUAUAUGAUGUUUGUUUCACGAAGCUAUCUAUUUCCUCUGUAUACAAUGUAAUGGGCCGAAGGUCAUCAUCAUGUCUAACUAGGUUUUCCUCUAGCUUGACACCAAACAUCUAUGUUUAUGUGAAUCUUUCACCUUUCUGAAAUACUACAAAUACUCUUCUGCCAA